Strongylocentrotus purpuratus (purple sea urchin) is the source of this 4596-nucleotide messenger RNA. RefSeq names its product kinesin-like protein KIF9. Gene Ontology annotation, molecular function: microtubule motor activity; ATP binding; microtubule binding. Gene Ontology annotation, biological process: microtubule-based movement. Lineage: Eukaryota; Metazoa; Echinodermata; Echinoidea; Camarodonta; Strongylocentrotidae. The record is from RefSeq and is a predicted model, not a curated record. The coding region runs from base 13 to 2634 and encodes 873 amino acids. The transcript has 16 exons.
UUUCCAGGAAAUAUGAAAAUGAAAGGUCGUCGUAGUGAAGGGAAGGGUGGAUCAAGAUCAAACCAGGGUUCUAAUGAUGGGGCAGAUGAUUCUGAUGAAUUCCAAGUGGAAGAUGAUUACUCUGUUGCUCAAACUCCAAUCUACAUGGAUGAUGCAUCUAUUCUCAGAAUGGGAGUGCUUAAAUCAAGUGAAACAUCCCUGAUGAAUAAGCGAAGCAGCAAGGUCCGCGUCUUUGUACGCACCAGGCCGACGGACAAGUUUGCUCAGGAUAUGAUUGAGCUCAAUCCAGAUGGCAAGACUGUCAAUAUCCAUGCCAAGAAAGAUGUAAAGAGAGGCGUGGUCAACAAUCAGAUGUUGGACUGGUCAUUUAAGAUGGAUGGAAUUCUUCAUAAUGCUAGUCAAGAUAAGGUGUAUGAAGAAGUAGCUUCCCCUCUUGUCACACAGCUACUUGAUGGCUAUAAUGGGACAUUAUUGUGUUAUGGUCAGACUGGUGCGGGUAAGACAUACACAAUGACUGGAGCAACCGAGAACUACAAACAGAGAGGAGUCAUCCCCAGGGCUAUAGCACAGGUUUACAAGGAAAUAGAGGAUAGACCAGAGCAAGCGAUCACUGUUCGUAUCAGCUAUUUAGAGAUCUACAACGAGACCAUGUUUGACCUCUUAUCGACCCUGCCUUACAGCAUUCAGGGACUUCCCCAGAUGACGAUCACAGAGGAUGAGUUUGGUAUCAAUAUCAAAGGCUUGAGUGUUCAUCUAGCUCAUAAUGAAGAGGAGGCUCUUAAUCUGCUCUUUGAGGGUGAGACCAACCGUGCCAUCGCCUCUCAUGCUCUGAACAGCGUCUCUUCCAGAUCUCACUGUAUCUUCACCAUCCAUGUGGAAUCAAGAUCCAGAACUGAGUCCAAUGCUAAAUACAUCCGAAGCAAGUUCAACCUGGUUGAUCUCGCUGGCUCAGAGCGGCUUAGCAAGACAGGGUCUGAAGGUAAGACUCAGCAAGAGGCUGUCUACAUCAACAAAUCCUUGACAUUCCUAGAGCAGACGACCAUUGCAUUGGCUGAUCGGAGACGAGAGCAUAUACCGUACAGGCAGACCAAGCUGACACACUGUCUCAAAGAUUCAUUGGGUGGGAAUUGUAACACCAUCAUGAUAGCCAACGUGUGGGGAGAAGCCAAGCAGAUAGAGGAGACCAUCUCAACCAUGCGCUUCGCUACAAGAAUGAUGUGUGUCGCUGUGAAUCCCGCUGUCAACGAGUUCUUUGAUCCGGCAUUGCUGGUCAAGAAACUAGAGAAAGAGAUCAGGCAUUUGAAGCAUGAACUCACUAUGCAUGAUACGCUGGCCAACCGAAGCCAGGUGAGUUACGAGCCACUGUCAGACACUCAACUCUUAGAGGUCAAUAACCAGGUACGACGUUACCUCGAUGGCUCACUGGACGAGAUCGAUAUCGUCAACAUACGACAGAUCCAGAGCAUCUUUGGCACAUUUAAAAGCAUGGUUAGUCAGAUGGACAGUGAGGUUGAAAGUCGUCUAAGGCAGAAGUAUACCAUCAUCGAUCGCAUGGAUCCUAAUGCUGUAGCUGCUGCACAGAAGGCUGGAGUAGUGUUUGAUGAGGAUGGUGGUGCUACGUAUGUAGGAGAGGUUGAUGGACAAGGCUUUGGUAUAGGAGUUGCUCCAGCCUCAUCUAAACCAGCACAUUCAUCUGUUGUGUCGGCGAGAAAGGGAAGAGGAAGGAAAGCUAAGGAAAGGGGAAGCCCUCAACCUAAAGGUGUAUCAAGCCCUUCACCCACCAUGGAACGUGCCUCACCUGUCAGGAAUGGUAACGUUGGACCAGACACUAAAGAGUCUGCAGUCCGCACUGAGACGGCCUCGGUGGCAGGGUCACAGGGCCCAGCAGCAGAGGGCGGUGCACAGGGAAGAGCCACUCCGCCACUCAGGACGGUUGCGUUUGAGGAAUUCAAACAUGAGAAAGGCAAGGAGAUCAACAAGAUACUCGUGGAAAACAAAGACAUCCUGAAGGCCAAGAGGAAAGAUUGCAGAGACUUAGCCAAGUCAAUCAACAUGACCAAGCAAGAGAUUGAUGUAACACGGAAUACUAUUGAGAAACUAAGGCAAGAGAAGGCUGAACAAGGAGACUUUGUGAAUGAGGAAGGUGAGAUGGUGAUUAGCGAGGAGGAGUUUCAGAUGAUCAGGAAACUAAAGGAACUCAAAGCAUCCUACCGUGGUGAUUACGAUGCCCUACGGCAGAUCAAAUCAGAGAUCCAGUACUGUCAGAAGCUUGUAGACCAGUGCAGACAGAGACUUGUUAAUGAAUUUGACAACUGGUACAGUGAAUGUUUCUUGACGACUGAAGAAGGCCAGAGUAGUGCAGUGGCAGGGGUUGGAGCAAGACCAGGAACUCAGUAUGACAUGCCUGAAGAUGAAGGAGAGAAAUUUGAAAGACUUCAAUCAGAGCUUCUCAUGGAGAAUCCUGACUCGGCCUCCUUCUACAAUGCUAAGAUGAGAACCGAUAGACGGCAAAUCUUGGAGAGUGCUGUGAAUCAACCACAACCCCACGCAUCAUCGAACCGUCCAAGAGAUGUAACCUCUCCAACGAUCACCAUCCGCAACAAGCCACCAUCAAUGAUGAUCCUUCAGAACUAGCCGCAUCAACCUAUCUGCCAUGAACGUUAUCAGUUCAACAUAUGCAUGGGACUUGCAGUAGCUACGUGUCCAUUCAGAGUUAUCGAUGCCUCAUAGGUCGCAUAAGCAUUUUCUGAUUGCUUUUAUUUUCAAUAUCUAUAAAUGGUGACAAUAUAAUAAUUAUGGAAUUAUUCUAAUAUUUGGAAGGUUCAAAGAUGAUGUUGAUUAUUCAAGGCGCAUUGAAGACUAAUAAACCACAUUGCAACCAGUUCAAAACUUGAUUUGAUCGUAAACACUUCUAAUCUUGCACAUGAGACUAAUUUGGAAGCUUAAUAGGGUAAAAUAAAGUCAAAUUUCAUUUAUCUUUCAUCUUUAUAUAUGAAAUUCAUCUGUGAUGGGCAAUUGAGUUUUCUUUGUGGUUUAUGAGAAUGAUGUUGCAAUAGUUGAGGUUGUGAAAUUUCCAUUUCUUAGAAAGUCUCUCUGUUACGGUACAUGUAGCAGAUUUCUCACUGUAUAGAAAAAUGUGUGUGUGCAAAAAUCUAGCUUUGCUCAGGAUAGCUAUCAUGUGAACCCGGACGAGGCUACCCUGUUAUUGACAUGGAAAUAAUCAAACCCUAUGAGGACCUGCUCAGAUGUGUAGACUAAAUCCAAAAUAUUUCAAUUCAAUUCAUUCCAAAAGUUAUUGGUCAUGCACAACAAAAAUCAUUCUCUGAAUGUUUUUAUUAAAAGAACAAAAUGUCAAAUGUAAGAGAUGUAGAGGUAGGAUUAUUUCCGAGAUCUGCAUCUGAGUUCCCAUAAAAAUUUGUUGCAACAUUGGAGAUACGUUCUUUCUGGAGUUGUAUAUAAAUGUAUAUAAUAUACAAGUAUAUGUAAAUAAUUUAAUGUAUAUUUGCUUGAAAAAAUCAGAGCUUAAAUAUCUUGUCAAUGUAAGUUUUCUUCAUCUAAAUUAUUAUGUUAUCAUUGGUUACUUUGUGCAGCCUUGCAGCAGAGAAAGCUGAGAUGUAUGGACAUCUGUUCACAUUGACUUUGAAGUUUUAGGAUUUUUUCGUUUAGAAAUAAGUGAUCCAUUAUACAUUCUUUUUACAUGUUUAUGAAUUAAAGGAUAAUGAUGUGAGAUACUAUAUGGUAGGAUUCAUUUAUCACUUGCAUGCAUGUAGCAUAUGUGUAUCUUUAGUAUUGUAAUCAUUGGAGCCAUGCCAAGACUGGAUAUUUCAAAAAUCCAUAUUGACCAUCCUCGUUCCCUUGGUGUAGAUUAUUUCAGACAACUACAAAAAUUAGUCAGUAAAAUUGGUUAGUGAAAUUGGUUAGUAAAAUUAGUUAGUAAAAUCAAGUCUAUUGGCUGCACCAGUGGGGAUUCAGUAGGCAGCAUAAAAAUCUCAAUCUUAAAAAAAAAUCAUGACAUGUUUAAAUUUUGUAAGAUGUUCAAGACAUUUCUCAUACAUUUACAUCUGAUAAAAGUUAUCUUUGAUCCGAGAUUCAACCUUGUACUAAGGGCAAGCCAACCCUGAUAUUAAUAGUUUGCAUUCAUUCAAAGCAGAAUAUUAGAGCUGGAAGCAGUUUAUCGAUGAAUAUUGUAGAAACAUUAAACAAUUGUGGUAAAAGGGUCACUGUGAAAGUCGAUCAAUAUGAAUAUUCAAAUCUAAUUUUGUUGAAAUUGGUAAUGUGAUUGCUCGCAGAAUGUCAAAGAUUUGUUCUCUCUUUACAAAAAUAUAUAGAUAAGGGAAGAGUGAUCUCUGGUAGUUUACAAAGAUAGUUCCAGUACAGUCAGAUCUGUCUUAGCAGUCACCUGUAUAUAGAGACCACCUGUAUAUAGCAGUCACAUGUAUUGUCUCUCUACGGAAUGAAAUAUAUGUUGAAGAACCUGUGUAUAAAGGCCACCUGUCGAUAGUAGCCACAUUUUGUGUGUCCCUUGGCUAGCAUAAAUAGACAGGUUUGACUUUAUAAGAACUUAGAAAUUGGCAGUUUUGAGAAAAUUUAGCAGAC